GUUUCCUCGUGCAUUUUGAGGGAAAGGAAGACCAUUUUCAUCACGGCAUCAUCGACCGACCACCAUGGCUGAGUUCGAUCGGAUUCGCGAGAUCAAAGCUUUCGAAGCAGCGGGUGCGAGCGUAAAAGUCCUCGCAGACGCUGGCAUCGCUCAAAUCCCUCCGAUUUUUCAUCUCCCGCGGGACUUUUUGGAAAGCAAACAGCCUCCUUCAUCCGAUCCACGCUACUCCGUUCCCGUCAUAGACCUCCAAGGCAUCAAGAACGACCCCAUUGCACGCAAGAACGUCGUUGAGGACGUUAGAGAGGCUUCAGAGAAAUGGGGGUUCUUCCAGGUGAUCAACCACGGGAUUCCCCAGAGUGUUCUUGAUGGAAUCAUUGCCGGAACACGACGGUUUCACGAACAAGACCAUGAAGAGAAGAUGAAGUACUUUACGCGAGAUGUGUCCAAGAACGUGGCCUUCAGAUCGAACUUUGAUAUUCAGAAAUCCGGUCUUGCAUCUUGGAAAGAUAGUUUCCAUUGCCAGAUGGCACCCAACCCGCCCCGUCCCGAAGAGCUUCCUCAUGCUAUCAGGGAUUGUUUGAUGGAAUUCUCUGAGGAAGUGAAGAAAUGUGGAGAAUUGAUGUUUGAGCUACUGUCUGAAUCUCUGGGGUUACCAAGUGACUACCUAAAGGACAUGGAUUGUGCAAAUGCUAUGGCAUAUCUUUGCCACUAUUACCCUUCUUGUCCACAGCCCGAUGUAACAUUGGGAUUGAAGAGGCACUCUGACAACUCUUUCAUCACAAUGCUUCUUCAAGACCAUAUCGGCGGCCUUCAGAUUCUCCACGACGACUACUGGAUCUUCGUUCCACCUAUUUCAGGUGCCCUCGUUGUUAACAUCGGAGAUUUCAUGCAGCUUUUGACAAACGACAAGUACAAGAGUGUGGAGCACAGAGUGCUUGCGAACAAAGUCGGGCCGAGGAUUUCAGUGGGAUGCUUCUUCAACACAAGUCUCAACCCUAAUCCGAAAGUGUACGGACCCAUCAAAGAGCUUCUGUCCGAAAAUAACCCUCCUAAAUACCGUGAGCUCACCCUCCAAGAGUAUAAUACAAAGCGUGCGGAGGAGCCGCUGGGUUCUGCCGGAAAAGUGUUGAAGUACUUCGAGAUCUAAAACGUUAUACAAUAUCUAAUGGAUGUUACGAGUAUCUACGCAAGUAAUAAUGGUCUGGUUUCUCUCUUGAUGGAAUCGUGACCUUGCAUGUAUUGAAUAUUUAUAUGAAUUAUGCAAAAAAUUAUCUUAAUUGUUUAAGGUUUUAUUUGCAAAAGUAAGUGUAAGGAGACUUGAAUUCAUUUAACAAUUGAUAUUGAAAUAUGUAAUUUUAGUGA
Molecule: messenger RNA, 1362 nt
Organism: Tarenaya hassleriana
Lineage: Eukaryota; Viridiplantae; Streptophyta; Magnoliopsida; Brassicales; Cleomaceae
Product: 1-aminocyclopropane-1-carboxylate oxidase homolog 1-like
Exons: 3
Coding region: 65-1147 (360 amino acids)
Source: RefSeq, a predicted model, not a curated record